Molecule: messenger RNA, 237 nt
Organism: Strongylus vulgaris
Lineage: Eukaryota; Metazoa; Nematoda; Chromadorea; Rhabditida; Strongylidae
Source: the annotation of a GenBank genome assembly
AUGCCCGGUCCUGUCUAUCGGGACUUAUCAUACGAUUUUAACGGACAGCAUACGCAUUUUUCCAUCACACAACACGGAAACGUGGAUUUGGUGGUUUUCUCAUCGUUAGGAAGGAUUGGGCAAGUCACUGAAGUAAUUUUUCCCGAGGCAAUCAUAACAGAAGCAUUGUCAACACAACAACGUGUUGAUUACGAUACGAAGUUACUACUGGGAAGUGACGAGGUAUUGUGCUCAUAA